Messenger RNA from Onychostoma macrolepis, 4247 nucleotides. RefSeq names its product Cdc42 guanine nucleotide exchange factor (GEF) 9a (gene arhgef9a). Gene Ontology annotation, molecular function: protein binding; guanyl-nucleotide exchange factor activity. The transcript is spliced from 9 exons. NCBI's taxonomy places the organism in Eukaryota, Metazoa, Chordata, Actinopteri, Cypriniformes, Cyprinidae. Bases 796 to 2031 code for a protein of 411 amino acids. The record is from RefSeq and is a predicted model, not a curated record.
AUAUUUUCUUUCAUAUUUCACCAAAGAAAAUAAGUCAUACGGGUUUGGAACACCAUGUAUGAGCGAAUUCUAACAGAAUUUUCAUUUUUGUGUCAGCUGUUCCUUUAAGUUUUACCUUUUGCACACCUUUUGAUUUAGGAGUAGAGUACAGCUCAGUAUAUAAAAUGUGUGCAUAUUCACGGGUUUUUAUUGUGCGUGUGUGAGAAAGAGAGUUUGCAAGUGUGCUCGCAUGUGUGUUCACAUCAGUUGGCUCACCUGGGAAAGCAAAUGAUAGGUUACAUAAUCAGGGCAAAUAAAAUCACAUCAGAUCCUCUCAACCAAACACACACAUAUACUGUGUGCGUCUGCAUCUCCCUCCUUCCCUUCCCUUCUCCUGGCUUAUGUGUUUGUAUCUUGGCAGCUAUGUGACAGGUCCAAAAGCAGAUUCAUUUAUGUCCUUGUGAAAACAAAUUUUGUAAGUGUUUACUGCAAUGCCUCUAUUGUGGAAAAAUGCAAUUGGGACUGGUGCCACCAGAGGGCACACUCUGACUCCUUUUUAUUUCACGUCAAUGUAACCUUAACCCCUGAAGCUUUAAAAGCCCCGUCUAGACCUUUUAUGAAAGCAAUCACGCAGGCCCUUAACUCCGGAUUCUCUGAGCUGGAUGCUAAUCGAAUUUAUGGGUAAAUCAGGAGGAAAACACCGUGGUCGAGGCUGCCGAAAGCUCCAGCGAGGUGCAGAACGGCCACGCGGAGGCCAGUCCGAACCCCAGCACUGACUGCCUGUGUCUGGGCCAGCCCACGCAGAACCGGGACCAGAUGAGGGCCAAUGUCAUCAAUGAGAUUAUGAGCACAGAAAGACAUUACAUCAAACACCUGAAGGACAUUUGUGAGGGGUAUCUCCGUCAGUGUAAAAAGAGGAGAGACAUGUUUAACGACGAUCAGCUGAAAGUGAUCUUUGGAAAUAUCGAAGACAUUUACAGAUUCCAGUUGAGCUUUGUCAGAGACCUGGAGAAACAGUUUAACACGGAAGAACCUCACCUGAGCGAGAUUGGACCUUGCUUUUUGGAACACCAAGAUGGAUUCUGGAUCUACUCGGAAUACUGUAACAACCACGUUGACGCCUGCAUGGAGCUCACACGUCUCAUGCGAGACGCACGAUACCAGCACUUCUUCGAAGCUUGCCGAUUGGUUCAGCAGAUGAUCGACAUCGCCAUUGACGGCUACCUGCUCACACCGGUCCAGAAAAUCUGCAAAUACCCUCUACAGCUGGCAGAGUUACUGAAAUACACAGUACAAGAACACAGUGAUUAUCGGUACGUAGCUGCAGCGCUAGCUGUAAUGAGAAAUGUCACUCAGCAAAUCAACGAACGCAAACGAAGGCUUGAGAACAUUGACAAAAUUGCCCAAUGGCAAGCUUCUGUACUGGAUUGGGAGGGUGAGGAUAUUCUGGACAGGAGCUCAGAGCUUGUGUACACUGGGGAGAUGUCCUGGAUAUAUCAACCAUACGGGCGCAGCCAAACCAGAAUCUUCUUCCUAUUCGAUCAUCAGAUGGUCCUCUGCAAGAAGGAUCUCAUUCGCCGUGAUAUUCUCUACUAUAAGGGUCGGAUUGACAUGGAUCGAUACGAGGUCAUUGAUGCAAUCGAUGGCAGAGAUGAUGAUUUUAACGUUAGUGUGAAGAACGCCUUCAAACUGGCCAACAGAGACACGGACGAGAUCCAUCUGUUCCUGCCCAAAAAGCUGGAGGAGAAAAUCCGUUGGCUUCGGGCGUUUCAAGAGGAAAGAAAGAUGGUUCAGGAAGAUGAGAAGAUUGGGUUUGAAAUCUCUCAGUAUCAGAAGAGACAAGCUGCCUUGACCGUUAGGAGAGUCACCAAACAGAAAGGUGUGGGCCGGUCGGGCCCCCCAGCGUAUCCACCUCCACUGGACCCCAUGAACCCCGGGCAGUACCUCCUCCCUGACGGAUACGGGCAGGCGGACGGAUACGAAUAUGAGCCCAAACGCAGCACAUCACCCUUCUGGCAGAACUUCAGUCGGUUAGCUCCCUUUAAAAAAUAGAACACACAACCACCGGGGGUUGGAUACACCAGCCUCUGUAUACUUGGAAAAGCACUAUUCUACUUAAGAUACAUCAGCGGGACUUGAGGAGGACCGACACACACACACAAACUACAGGAGAGAGGACGGACCUCGCUUUACUGGGGUUUACCAGGCGCAUUUCUUUUACUGGGGUUACGGGGACACCUCGCUGGGCUGGCUGCACUGAAUACUGUACACGACAUGUUGUAAUUCACAGAAGAAGAAAAAUCACGCGAACGCACACACAAAACAUACAUUUUAUCCCUCAGCACUCUCUCUGUAGAGAGGUUUUAAAUUAUGAAAUAUAGUUUCUUCUUCUCUAUACGAAUUGACGGAAAACAAAUUUUCUCCGUUUGAAGCACUAAACCAACGUAAUGACUCUUGCUCUCUAGCGCCGCCCUGGUGUUCCUCCGUGCACUGUGACUAUUCGGGGCAUUCUCUCUCACCCAAUCUCUCUUUUUCUCUCUCAAUCUCAUACUCCACAUUAUCACGUGUUUUUCCAACAGUUUCAAGUCUGGUCAAAGCUGAAGAUUUUUGUUUUCCUGGACAACUUCUCCUUGAAUGGAACCUGCUGCACUCUUUAGUUUGUUUUGCAUGUGAUUCAGUUCAUUGCAGGUAUUUUUAUUUGUGUGACUCUAUUCGUACGGGUCUCAAAGAACAGUGGAUCACGAUCUGCAAAUUUAUCACACCAGUUGCUUACGCCGAUCACGGUAUAAUGGAAAUACGGAUACUGGAACAACUUUGACAUUCAGAGAAACCUACAGUCAAUCAAGAUAAAAGUCAUUUUGGUUUGCUGGAGCUUUUAGGCACCCUGAUAAAAAUAAAGACCAGAGAAACCUGAAGAAGGAACUGUUUGUGCUCUGAACAUUGGACCUCUGUAGCGUGUUUACGUCAGAGCCUUGUUUAUCCUGAGGUCUCGGUCUCGGCUUCACCAUUGUUUCCUCUCUCCCGUCAUAAGUGCAAUCUGACAGAAGACCGGAAAACCUAAAAAAAAAAAAAAAAAAAAAGUAAUAAUGCCACCUCUGAGCCCUGUCUUGAUUUUAUGGGGAAUGAUACCCGGACCAGGACAACUUUAAACCUGCUGAUCAACCUCGUAAUGACGUGCCAAUUCAUCUCUAACAUGCCAAAAUAGUCUGGUUGCCAAAUUUUCCUCUUACAGGUGCAUUGGCAUGUGCGAAUGCCAACCCCAUGAGCUGGUACCCCGCCAUGUGACUUCUCAGGCGAAAAUUAAGUCAGUGAAAUUUGGUUAUCGCUGCUAGGAUUAGCAUGACAUAGAGUUUCAGUUUUUAAUUUUUUCUCUUUUUUUUUGGGGUUGUUUUUGGUUCUCUCUCUCUCUAUAUAUACAGUAUAUAUAUUUAUAUUUAUUUUUUUCCCAAAUUAAAGGGACUUGUGCAAAAUUUAAUUUAUGGUAUAUUCGCGUUUUGUCUGAUAACUUUCAAAGGAUAGUAUUUAGUCCAAUCACAAUAUUUAAAGUAUUGCUAUAAAACAUUAUUUAUUCUAUUAUAGUGUGAUUUUCUUUUUUUUCCAUCUUGAUCCUCUUUCUAUAUUUUAGAGCUUCUGCUGGAGUGUUAAAGACCCUUUUAGGGCAUUAAAAAAUGUAAGAGGACAGUAUGGAAGAAAUAUGUCACACAUGUGUACUAAGUGCCACAUGAAACUAUUAUUAUGUUACAAAGGAAAAUAUCAGUUUAAUAUUUUUGAUUCGGUGAUCUGAUUGAAAUAACAUUAUAUCAUUAUUUCAUAAUAAACUUCAUUAUGGAGAAAACAGAGUUGAAAUUAGUAUGUUUCCUCUGGUCUCAUUGUAUUAUUCAUUUUAUCAUCUGUUUGCUAAACGCAGUGAUUUUGGUUUCAUUUUGAAUGUUUUUAGAAGGUAAUUCAAAUGAACUACAACAUAAAUGGGUAAAUAGCUUAUUGAAUUCCCAAAGAUGAAUUCAAAUAUAUAACAGAUGUACACUACCAUUUAAAAGUGUGAAAGUAAAGACAUUUACUAGACAUUUUUAUAUACAAUUUUCCAUAAACAACUAUUUUCAACAUUGAUAAUAAUAAUAAUAAUAAUAAUAAUGUGUUUCUUUAGCACCAAAUCGGCACAAUAGAAUGAAUUUUGAAGGAUCAUGUGACACUGAAGAGUGGAGUAAUGGAUGCUGAAAAAUCAGCUUUAACAUUACAGGAAUAGAUUACAUUUUAAAAUAUAUCCAAAU